AUUUGGAUUCCGCAAUGGGCAACACUAACUCGGCGAUCAAGGGCUUGGCAUCGGACAUUGCGGGUACAACGGACAUCUGCGACGUGGUCGCAGACGUCUCGAGUGCUUGGGCGUCGUCUUAUCUGCUGCCGGAGGAGGAAAUUCUGUACGCGCUGCAGUCUGUGCGGCAGGAGUUCGCCUUCACCAACCGCGCACUUAUCAAAGUACGCGCAGAAACGUCCACCACUACGCGCAAACGAGUGGAGCGGUUUGAGUAUAAGACUCACACAUUGGAGAACGUCAAGUUCGAGUCGACGGGUGUCGUAGACCGAGACUGCGAGCUGGAAUUCAAGAUCGGGGAGCAGAAAUUUAAGAUUGACAUCGAACGAAGUAAAGAAGAAGAGAUCAAGGGGUUCUAUAAGGCGCUUGUGCUACUGGGUCAUAAGCAAGAGGAAGACAAACUCGAAUGGGAGCUGGUUAAGCAGGCCAUGGCCACGGCAAAGGACACCGUGCGUCGCUCUGAUGCCGAUAGACAGAGUCUGAACCAGCAAUCGGAUGAGACCCUCCGCUGGAUGAAAGCGCAACACGAGCGGACUCAUCCUCACCGCUACAAGAGCGUCAUUAAGAGCGCUCUUGACGCAUUCCAAGCAGAGCGGGAGAAGGUGGAAUAGGUCGAUUGGAAGGAAUACUGCUGAUGAACGUUGGGCGUUACACCGGCUUACUGAGCAAAAGUAUUCGGUGAUCAUCGCGGUGCUAGACAUUGUGAAAAUCUUCUUUACUUGAACAAGUUAUUUGAAAUGGUGCGCUCA
Molecule: messenger RNA, 788 nt
Organism: Phytophthora infestans T30-4
Lineage: Eukaryota; Oomycota; Peronosporomycetes; Peronosporales; Peronosporaceae
Exons: 1
Coding region: 15-650 (211 amino acids)
Source: RefSeq, a predicted model, not a curated record